This is a messenger RNA of Ruditapes philippinarum (Manila clam), 3309 nucleotides long. RefSeq lists its product as uncharacterized. The transcript has a single exon. The record is from RefSeq and is a predicted model, not a curated record. NCBI's taxonomy places the organism in Eukaryota, Metazoa, Mollusca, Bivalvia, Venerida, Veneridae. Bases 288 to 1595 code for a protein of 435 amino acids.
AAAUUACCUGUAGUUACAUUGAGCGUGAUGCUGAAGCUAUAAAUAGAAUAAUGGGAAACCGUUAAAAUUACAUGUACUUGCGUUUUUGAUCAUUUAUGCGAUUGAAAUAAAUGAUGCAUGGAUUUAUUUGCAACUUAAGAAUGUGCUUGAUUUACUAACCCUAUUUAUAGUUGUGAUAACUCGAUAUUCAGUGGUUUAAACUAUUUACACAUAAAUAUAUCUGGGAAUAUUAAAUAUUGUUAUAUCAUUAUACUAUUGAGAUAUGUUCGUAACAAUAAACGUCAAAGAUGGCGGAGUUGUCUGGUGUUGUCAAUAUUGAACGUUUUACUACAGAAAUUCAAAGUUUACCUAUAGGAAAUGACAUCAGAGUAGAACUGAAUAGUUGCUUACAAAACAUAACUGGAUUAAACCUUAGUGAUGUAGGCAAUACAAAUGAAAGAAAUAAUCCGCUAUCAAGAUAUGAUGACGUCAUAAUAUUACUAAAUAAAUUUGCAAAGGCAGCCGUUGAUGCAUUAGGGGCUUGCGAACUACUUCCGUUUCCAUUGGGAAUAAUUUGUAAAGUAAUCACAGAGGUUGUUGGAUUCAUGUUUAGCAAAGACAUAGCAUCGGUUGUGAUAAAUAGAUUUACUGCAAUCAUAGAGGCUGACUUGAUUGCUAAAUACCGUGCAACAUGUACUAAACUAGCUCUUUGUAUAACUUACAUGCAAGGUUUGCCGUCACUUGAUGGUUUGCAGCCGCCAAGUGAGAAAUUUCAUCAUUUACAACUUCUCGCAAGCGACUUCCCUAUACAAACUGGACUCGACGAAGUCCUUUUUCUUGGGGAAAAGAUAAAACAAAUGGUCAGAACGGCAGACGUUAAAAAGGCAAAUACAUUAUUCGAACUCAUACAGUUAUACUGUUGCUUGGCGACAUAUUGGGAGUUAUUUCUUUUGUACCGAUUCGCCAUUCAGUCCAGUUUUUCUGUUGAUGCCGGUUCAGUAAGCAGUGUCCUUAGCGCGCAGAAGACAAAUGACCGUGAUGUCCUAAGGUUUCUGUAUAAGCCUACAACGCGCAGUGUCAGACUAUUUCGUUGUUGUUUCCUUGAUAAUUGGUUAAUAUUAAAGCAAUUUCUUGACAGACAUAGACUUGUCACAGACGACCUUAGUGAGCUUAGUGGGAGAAAAUUCAAAAUAAAAUCUAUGAGAUUUGAAACCAAAUAUUUACGCCCAUGUACACUUCUACUAUUCCGAGAACAUCAUUUUCUUCUUCGCGACGAUUCAAACGAUGCCGCUGUCCAUAUAGAGUUUCGAGCCGAUCCUUAUAACCGCAAUGUUUUUACACUUUGGUCUCACUGUUAUCGACGACCGAGACAGGUAUAUUGUGAUAAUCUGCAUCAGUUGAGCAUUAGUGAAGGUGUUCCACCCGCUGGAUCCGAUUUGUGGUAUAUUUUGAGGGUGCAUCCUGAAACACCAAUGGAAAGUACUUGCUACAUGAUUUGGCUGGCAACUGACCACCAGUUAUGUCUUUAUGCCUAUUGGAACGGUCAUGUCGAUCUUACGUCAACUACAAAUCCAGGUCGGGAUAAGUUUUGGAUUUUUGAAAGGGUUCCGGAGUGACCACUACACAUAUUUAAAAAUGUGAAAUAAAAUCUUAGACUAGUUCUUCUAUGAUUAUAGACAUUUCACCUGAAUAUAUUUGAUAUACUUGGUAUAAGAAUUUAUGAAAUGAACAGGUUGUGAUUAUCAUCAAAACUGAUGUGUGUUAGAAAUAUGCUUUUUCAUUUUUUUACUAAUAUCAAGUUUUGUUUGUCGAAUAUUUGUUUAUUUUGAAAAUGUUUUCACAGAUUCAUACGUGAGUUUUAACCGUAAUGGGUGAAAAAAAUCGCGGCGCUUCACUAACGCUUAUAUACCAAUAAAAUGAAAUCAUCCGAAUAUAUGCAAUAGAAAGUACAUUCGAAACAUAUGUUUACGUUCUAUGUGUUUUGCCACGCAAAAUCAAUAGCAAAUGUAUAUAUUCGCAUCACUGUACGGACGAUUUGAUUUGUUGGCAGGAAAAUCCGUAUCGGAUCGUAGUGGGUCACACUCAGAUCUACAUAAAAAACUAUCGUAACAAUAAGUGCUUAUAGAAAUGUCAAAAUGGCAUCUAGGGGCAAUUUUGAAAAUAAAUAGAAAGGUUCUGUUUUUGUGUUAUUUUUUAUUAUUAUUUUAUUGUUUUUUAUGCGUUUCAUCUAGUAUGUAAAAUGUGAAAGUGUAUUAUAUUCGAUACUUUUCGUUAAUAUAUAUUGUGCUCAGAUUUGAUAUUUAAAAAACUGAUAAUUGCUAUGUAUGUAAAAUAAUCAUCUUCUUAGAAUAGAAUAUAUGUUAGAGAAGAUGUGUUUAACCUCUACACACUAUAUGUAUGAAUAAAUACAGUUAUGUAAUUUUAACACAUGUUUUAAAUACUAGCAGAUUUUAAAGAGAAGAUUCAACUUCCUAACUAUAUUUUUGUUUUGUUUUCGCUUAGUCAAAUUACACGUAUUCAGUGUUCAACAAAUGUCUGCAAUAUAAGUACAAUGUCGUGUAAUUUAUACAAAUAUCUUUAAAGAAGUGAUCCCAGGAAGCAUUAAAAACAGCAAAAUUACAUGAAUAUUGUAGACUUGAUUGAUUGAGUCUGUAGAUGUGGGAUAAUGAAAAUGUGCAACAUCCUGUACGCCCCUAGAACCGGCUUGAGCGCUACUCAAUUCUCAACACUUAAAAGUGAUGGACUCACUGAUCCCGAAGGACAAGAAAAAUAAAGCAACACUGAAGUGAAGCACUGGGAUGAGCAUAAUUUAUUGUAAAGGGUGAGGUAAAGAAUGUUUAACAUUCGUUUAUGUAAAAUAUGUCACACGGAACUGAUGCAAAAUAUAAAAUAUAAAGUCGCACGCCACCAGAUGUAUAAAAAUUCAAACUUUGUGAAAAUAUAUUAAUAUUUAUUUAGAAUACUAGACCUAUGAAGACCUUGUUGUUUCGUAGAAUAAGACAGAUAUUGUACUAUAUCUGUCAGUAUAAUUCUACCCCAUAACCAAUGUAAUAAGUCCCGUUUCUGCAUAUUGUGGGCGUUAUAGAUAAUUUUAGUGGAAAGCAAGUACAUUUAGCUGGAUUUAAUCACUUUGCUAGCAAGAAUUUUAAAAACUGCGACAAGUUAAACAUUUUGAUAAAAUAAAACUUAGAUCUGGAGGCGUGCUGCUUUCAAAUGUAUAACAUUUUUUUGUAAAUGUGUGCUUUAUUUAAAUCAUAAUAAAAUAUUGUACAGGAAUAAGAUGUUCUGGUUUGAUUGUCGGGUACAGAUUUGUCGGGGGUUACUCAAGCA